This is a messenger RNA of Lasiodiplodia theobromae, 843 nucleotides long. Its product is annotated as N-acetylglucosaminyl-phosphatidylinositol de-n-acetylase protein. Gene Ontology annotation, cellular component: endoplasmic reticulum. NCBI's taxonomy places the organism in Eukaryota, Fungi, Ascomycota, Dothideomycetes, Botryosphaeriales, Botryosphaeriaceae. Bases 1 to 843 code for a protein of 280 amino acids. The transcript is spliced from 3 exons. The record is from RefSeq and is a predicted model, not a curated record. Gene Ontology annotation, molecular function: N-acetylglucosaminylphosphatidylinositol deacetylase activity. Gene Ontology annotation, biological process: GPI anchor biosynthetic process.
AUGUCGUGGCUCACUUGGGCCGCCGCCCCCAUCCUCAUCGCCGCGCUGUGGGUUUACACGGUCCAUAUGAGCCGCUCGCUGCCGACACUCGAGGGCAAGCGCAUCGCGCUGUUGAUCGCGCACCCAGACGAUGAGGCUAUGUUCUUCGCGCCCACGAUCCAGGCCUUGACGCGCCCGGAGCUGGGGAACCAUCUCAAGAUCCUAUGCCUGUCGAGUGGUGACGCCGACGGCCUGGGCGAGACGCGCAAGCAAGAGCUCCUGAAGAGCGGCAUGCUGCUGGGGCUACGGAGCGAAGACGACAUGCUCGUCAUUGAAGACGACAACUUCCCCGACUCGAUGAGCGUGACGUGGAACCCGAAGCUCCUCUCGAACCUCCUCGCCAAAGCCUUCGCGCCCAACAUCAGCACGACGCCGACGACGCGCCCCCCGGCCGCGACCAUCGACGUCAUCAUCACCUUCGACGCGGGCGGCGUGUCGGGCCACCCCAACCACCGCUCGCUCUACCACGGCGCCCACGCCUUCCUCAAGACCCUCAUGCAGCGCCACUCGGGCUGGGACUGCCCCAUCAAGCUGUACACCCUGACGUCGGUCAACAUCGCGCGCAAGUACGCCAGCGUGCUGGACGCGCCCAUGACGGUGCUGAGCGCCCUGGUGCAGCGCAAAGAUGCGGCCGGCGCGUUCCCCUCGCCGUUGAUGUUCGUGAGCGGGCCGCAGCAGGUGCGGACGGCGCAGGGAGCUAUGGUCAAGGCGCACAAGAGCCAGAUGGUGUGGUUUCGAUGGGGGUGGAUUGGAAUUGGGAGAUACAUGGUCAUGAAUGAUCUGAGGAAGGAGAAGGUGGGUUGA